ACCAACGGAACACUAUCUCUGUUCCUUCCAUCAACAACCCAUUUCAAACCUUCGGUACUCUCACAGUACCACCCAAACAGCCAAGUCACUUCGAUUCUGUCUUUACAGCAGUCCGAACCUGCAAACAUGUCGAAACUCUUCAUCGGCGGCCUCGCCUGGCACACGGAUGACCAGACUCUUCGCGCCAAGUUCGAGGAGUACGGUCAAGUCGACGAAGCCAUCGUCGUCAAGGACCGCGAUACCGGCCGCAGCCGUGGAUUCGGCUUUGUUCGCUUCGCUGACGAUGCUGGUGCCGAUGCUGCCAUCACCGCCAUGAACAACGUCGAGUUCGAUGGACGCACCAUCCGUGUCGACAAGGCUUCUGAGCGUGGCGCCGGCGGCGGUGGAGGUGGCUUCUCUGGCGGACGCGAAGGCGGAGGGUACAGCGGAGGUGGCGGCGGCUACGGCCGUGGAGGUGGAGGCUACGGCGGCCAGCAGGGCGGAUACCAAGGCGGUGGAUACCAGGGCGGUGGUGGAUACCAAGGUGGCCAAGGUGGUGGCUACCAGGGUGGCGGUGGCUACCAAGGUGGUGGCGGAGGCGGAAACUGGCGCUCCGGCGGUGGUCAGGAGGGCGGAUACCAGGGCGGCGGCGGCGGCGGCGGCGGCUACCAGAACGGUGGUCAGCAGCAGGGCGGCUACUAGACGCCUCGACGACCUUCGACACUCCCAACGUGGCCCCUCCACAAAAGUUGAUACGGACAUCCUCAUUUGAGGACUCAAGAUUGCAGCGAUUUUGGACACGGCGAGAUGGGAGAUCGACACGUUCUCCUCAAAGAUCGUGUCGACAACGGCUUCUACAGCCAGCAGCCAACGGUGCUGCUUGAUUUUAUGAUACUUGCGUGCGACGAUGGAUUGGAACAACGGCCGAGAACGAAUCGCUCAGAUGAUACCCCGAUGCGCGCGGCAGAGAGGUAGCCGGGCAUCUUGCGAUGUCCUGCUCAUUUGAGAUGAGUUACACCCUGAAAUGGCAUGAGUCUGACUG
Zymoseptoria tritici IPO323 is the source of this 1021-nucleotide messenger RNA. RefSeq lists its product as uncharacterized. The record is from RefSeq and is a predicted model, not a curated record. Gene Ontology annotation, molecular function: RNA binding. Lineage: Eukaryota; Fungi; Ascomycota; Dothideomycetes; Mycosphaerellales; Mycosphaerellaceae. The transcript has 6 exons. Bases 127 to 681 code for a protein of 184 amino acids.